AGAACGUUUUGGGCGCACGGGGAGCGUUCCCAUUGGUUCGUAAGGCUGCGGACGACAUAACUUGAUACGAUGACGCAACGUUUAUACCGCGACUCUCGACCACAUCCGAGGUGGUGGUCGUACCGACAUUAGUUUUCCCUGGCAGUGCUCGUGGAACAUACAGUGCAUACUGGAGCCUCGCACCUUUGACCUCAGUUCUUAACUCGAAGCGGUGAACAUAUCAUCUCUCUCCUCCAUCGGGACUUCACAAAUAUUAUGCAGCAGCCCGCAGACGCUAGACCCCGCCUGUGUGACUAGGAAAACAGUGCCGCAGAGAACUCCAAUCACAUCAUAUAUUGUCUGCAACCCAACGCCCAGACUCAGCCACGACAUGGAAAUGAAAAGCGAGGUUAUGAGCCCCGUUAGUGUCCUCAGCGGUGACCACCUGAAAUACGCCCUCUCUGACGUCAACCCGAAGCAUAGUAGUAAAGACUUCAGUGUUUGUGAAGAAUUGUCAACAGGGCCCUACAAGGUGUCGUGGAAGGUAGAAAAUGACAAAGAAAGAGUCAAGGUGGCGAGGGAAAUACCAUCGGCCAGCCGCAAGAGAGAACAAAGUAUUACUCUGAAGAAAUAUGAUGAAGAUGUUCGUUCUCCAGAGAGCAGUGUGUCCUCAGAGGGAACAAAUGAUGAGAAGAUAUCCCUGGGUUCUCCACCGUCCAAGAGGAGGAAAGUGUACUUGAUGCCGCCCUUUCAAGACCCCGAGACCGAAAGAAAAAGGAGGAACGCCAUCAUUGCCUAUCAGAACCGCCAACGGAGAAAAGGAGAGAUGGUGAGGAUGGAAAGUCAACUGGAGAAACUGAGAAAGAUCAACAAGGAAAUAGAGAGCAGUUUACAGCACGUAACAGAAGAGCUGAGACAACGCCACGAGGAGCUGAGACGCAUGCACACCCAGAACGCGGAGCUUCUGGAAGCCAAACGGACCUUAGAAACCCAAACGCGGUCUCAGCAGGAAAAGUUUUCGGUCAUUCGGGAACACAUCCUCCUCAUCAAUGGGAGUCUUGAGGAAGGAAACAUUGCCAAGAGGUUCCUCGAUGUGUUAAAAGAGCGCGUUGACGCUGCCUUCUCGGCGUGCGUCCUACAUCAGUCCUCUGCUAACGCCUCAUCAUUCGUCACUAUCACACCGCCGCCUGGCAGUACCUCACCACCCCCUGUAGGUUCUCCAUCCUUCAUGAACUCGAUUCCUCCCCACCACAGGCCACCUCCCUCUCUGAUACGAGUCGCACCCAGCACACCUGAGACCACUCCCAGUGUUAAAUCAGAGAGGGCAUGAAUUUCAGGGGAUUUCAUGCAUGUUUGGUUAUUUAUAUAUCAUUCUGUCUGUCUAUCUAUCCUGGACACUAUGUAUUCAGUAAUAUAAAAGAAUGUAUUGGUUUGAAAUUGAGUGAUGGUUUUGUAUUGCACUUGUAUAAGUAUUGGCAUAGUAAAAUAAAUAACGCAUCGAGGUCAGCGGGAAAGAGGACUUCAUACCAAGACAAAAGGCAAAUAGGGGACAAACGGUAAAGCUGCGUGUUGCUUCAGCUCUUAUCUGUCUCACUCGCCUUUGAGUCCUAAACAUUUCGGAGCCCAAACACACACAUUUGAUAAGCCUUCCAUAGGAGUUUGGGAGCAUAUGCAGAGGUAGUUUCAUGUCCCUUUUGGUAGUUUGAUCAUUCUUUUGUGCCAUGAACCUACAAAAACACACAUUUGACAAGGCUGUCGUAGGAGUUUGGGGCAUUUGCUGAAGUAGUUUUAUGACCCUUCAGGUAGCUUGAUCAUUCUCUUGUGCCAUGAACCUGCAAAACACUCAUUAGAAAGCGAUUGAUCUCCUUUUCGACCUUUGGAAAUGGUUGAUGUGAAAGGAUUAAGCGUCCGCAGUCCAGUGUGGCAUCAUGGAUAUAUUCCUUAUAAUCACUGCAAAUGCGGAAUAAUAGAUAGAUAGAUAGAUAGGCUAUGCUGAACGAAACUUUGAUGUAACCGCCUCAUACCUAUUUUGUAUUUCGUGGUUGUAUUAAACAGAACUAUGCUGUAACCUGUUCA
This is a messenger RNA of Eriocheir sinensis (Chinese mitten crab), 2055 nucleotides long. RefSeq lists its product as uncharacterized. The record is from RefSeq and is a predicted model, not a curated record. Bases 371 to 1309 code for a protein of 312 amino acids. NCBI's taxonomy places the organism in Eukaryota, Metazoa, Arthropoda, Malacostraca, Decapoda, Varunidae. The transcript has 3 exons.